Messenger RNA from Cyprinus carpio (common carp), 2546 nucleotides. Its product is annotated as basic helix-loop-helix transcription factor scleraxis-like. The record is from RefSeq and is a predicted model, not a curated record. Gene Ontology annotation, molecular function: DNA-binding transcription factor activity, RNA polymerase II-specific; RNA polymerase II transcription regulatory region sequence-specific DNA binding; protein dimerization activity. Gene Ontology annotation, biological process: regulation of transcription by RNA polymerase II; developmental process. Lineage: Eukaryota; Metazoa; Chordata; Actinopteri; Cypriniformes; Cyprinidae.
GCCCAGGGCUCUUCCUGUUUAAUCAGCACUAGAGCUGCUAGUGGACAAUCUCCAUACACAAUAUUAUGAAUUAUGAAGAAUUAAUAUUAUGAGUGUUGCAUAAUAUCCAGUGAUAUUACUGUGCAAUCAUUUGUCAGGUCUCCUGUGUCUGUGGUGCCGAAGGCAAAACGAUCUGGGAUAAAGUCUACUAACUGAAUGUACUUAGGUUCGAAGCAUUUGGCUCUGAGAAUUCACGUUUUUGACAAAGUAGAAAAAAAAAUGGAAAGUUAAUGGAUUGAAUUGAAAUUUCAGUGUGAAAGAAAUAAAAUAAAAGAAGUAAUGCACUGCAAGAAAUUAACCAAUCUAUCACAGAGAUGAAUCUUCAGUGGAAGCCUUUCAGGGUCAAGUUUAAAAAAAAAUAAUACUCACGUGGAGUGAAAGAGACAGAGGGAGAAAGAGAAAGAGUCCCCAUAUUCUCUCAUUCCUCCCACUUGCUCACUGGAUUUCACAUUUACAGUGGUUGAAGGGAGAGUGGACCCCAGCCACACCCCCUGACUAUAAAUCCAAGGCAUAAGGAAACACUCAGCUGAAAUCACACGUGGAACUGAAGGAUCUGGAGCUCACAAGCUCAUUCACACACACGAACAUACAGAGUCUGGGAGGCGGCUUGGCAUGCUGUUAGCCCAAAUAACUGAUGACAGUGGAGAGAAGGGCAGUUCUUAUGAAUGACUGAGUCAGAAGUGACUCGGUCAAGCAUCGCUGGAUUGGUUGGAGCCCUAAAGCAGGACUGGUUACCGAAGCUUGUCACUUCGUAUGUAGACUCAAGAAAGACACCAUAGUUUCACCUGGUGCUGGGGGAGUACGAUUAGAAAUAGAGAUUGAGUUCACUCUUGUGUUUGUGCAAAGUAGAACGAUUCAACAGAGAUUUUGGUGCGAGGACGAAGAGCAAAUUCCAAGGGUCCUGUAAGGUGCUGAGCAUGUCUUUUGCGAUGGUGCGACCAACUCCAGGUCAUUUCUUGUGCUCUGAGAUCAGCAUGCACUCCGAGGAUGACGACAAUGGCAGUGAAGGUUCUGGAUCUGACGACAAGUCCUUCCAAAUGGCUGGCCACAGCUUUGGCACCUUUAAGUUAGGUGCUCGUAAAAAGAGGUAUGGCUGCCAACCGGUAGCGGCUCCCAGUGAGCUCCGUUCUCAGAUUGUCGAGAUCCGCCAGCGGAACACCGCAAACGCCCGAGAGCGGGAUCGCACGAACAGUGUGAACACGGCAUUCACUGCUCUGAGGACGCUGAUACCUACCGAACCAGCCGACAGGAAGCUGUCUAAGAUUGAGACGCUGCGGUUGGCCUCCAGCUACAUCUCGCACCUAGGGAACGUGCUGCUGGUUGGAGAGGAGUGUGGAGACGGCCAGCCUUGUCUUAGGAGCUCUGAAGCCUUGCAUCAUCGCCUUCACAACCUUCAAAAGAGCUUGACACCUAGCUCGGACUCAGAAAACUCACAGCCCAGACAGAUCUGCACCUUCUGCCUCAGUAACCAGAGACGACUGAACAAAGACAGAGAAAGAAAAACUGCAUUAAGAAGUUAAUGAUGAGGAGAAGAGAGAGUAAAAGAGCGUUCACAUCACAUCUGUCUGAAGAAACGCACCGGAGCGGAUUGAACAUUUAGUGUAAAUUUCCUGUAAAUAAGCUGUUUAAUUGAAUGCAGCACUGCUUAACCAAGUUACGACAGCCUAAACUUCCUGGUGGAUGGCAUUAUAAUGGACAACUUCACUGCCUUUCUGCACUUGCAUAUUUAGAAACCAAAAACUAUGUGAAUUUCAUCAUAACCUCUUUUUUGUUUUAUACAAAGGUGUUAUACGUUUAUUCAAAAGCGAUAUGGGAUGAAGACUGUUGACUAAGAUGAGGAUGAUUUGUCAUUUAAAAACAGCAAAGAACCAGCAAAGAACCUGUUUGCGUCAUUUUGGGUUUGUCUAUGAUGCAUAUAUUUUAUAUGCACUACACUGAACUUUAUUUACAUUUAAGGCUUUUCUGCUAUUAGAACACAUUCCUACAGUACAAGCAAACAUUAAUGUCAAGUGGUUGUUUUUAAACUGUAACAUAAGUAUUGUUAUUUUUAUUUAUUUAUGGCAAUUAAACAUUUAAAAACAUUGUUUAAACCAAAUUAUGUAAAUGUCAGGGUUGAAAAAUCUUGAGUUUGAGGGCUUAAAUGAAAUCAGACAGACUGUGAGAGGCUGAAAGGUGAACAGGAAGGGAGUCAGUAUUAAGUCUGGUUCUAUAAGUUCAGUCUAAAUGAGAUCUGCAGGUAGAUUGCUGUUGGCAGACAGUGUCCUCUACUUUACCUCUGACCACAAGCUCUCGCUCACAUUCAAACAGACACACACACACACACACACACACACACAGGCAUUAUGGGACUUGCACACUAGGAACCCCCCUUUCCAAAGGUCUAACAUAAAUGCCUGUCCUGGGUCAUCACCAUUACCUAACCUAGGAUAGUGUCUUCCAAAGACAAUAAAUAUAUCAUAAUUAUUUGCACAGAUUUUUUACUUUACUCGCACUUUACUUUUGGUGAA